CAUUCACGUAUAGCUAUUGUCAUGUCCGCACAAUAGCACCGCCCUCGAGCGUCUCAACUCAUGGCAACUUCCACCACCGCAACGUCCCACCACCCGCUCCUUAAUCCUCGCAUACUUGACAAGUUGCGCAACUGUCGACUACAUUCCACUUCGCAACGGACUCCCUUGCCCUGAGAACAAACCAAGCGUCAGCGUCCAUCUAAUUUCAAUUAACCCACCCCAACCGCCGCAAUGGCGAACUCGUCAGCCGCGACACCAUCGCAAGGCUUGCAACGCCGGUUCAAGGGAUGCUCGAAGAUCGGCGAGUACGAGAUGAUGCAAAAGCUGGGAGAAGGUACCUUUGGCGAGGUGCACAAGGCGCGACACCGAAUAAGUGGCAGUAUCUUCGCGCUCAAGAAGAUCUUGAUGCACAAUGAAAAGGACGGCUUUCCCAUCACAGCGCUACGAGAAAUCAAGCUACUGAAGAUGCUGUCUCAUGACAACGUCUUGAAGCUGGACGAGAUGGCAGUGGAACGGCCCAAAGCCGAGGGCAGGAAACGCGCGAUUCUCUACAUGGUCACGCCCUAUAUGGAUCACGAUCUCUCAGGCCUCCUCGACAACCCAGACGUCAAGUUUCAAGAAGCGCAAAUCAAAUGCUACAUGCUUCAGCUGUUCAAAGGCCUCCAAUACCUGCACGAUAACCAUAUUCUACACCGAGACAUGAAGGCAGCCAACCUCCUUAUCAACAACCGCGGACGGUUACAGAUCGCAGAUUUUGGUCUUGCGCGGCAUUACGACGAGGCUGUACCACAACGAGGCAGGGGCAACGGCGAGGCGAAGAGAGAAUACACCACGUUAGUUGUAACUCGGUGGUACCGACCUCCGGAACUGCUCCUUCAGCUACGACGGUACACACCAGCCAUCGACAUGUGGGGCGCAGGCUGCGUCUUUGGCGAAAUGUUCAAGCGCAAGCCUAUCCUUGCCGGCCACAGCGACCUUCAUCAGGCCCAAAUCAUAUUCGAGCUCAUUGGGUCUCCAAACGACCAAAACAUGCCCGGAUGGAGUGACCUUCCUGGAGCAGAAUCCGUCCGCCAAUUCGCAGGAAACCAAGGCACCAUCGCCUCCAGGUUUCGCGAGCUCUCGCCGACUGGAUUAUCUUUGAUCAAAGAUCUCAUGAAACUUGAUUGGCGCAAAAGGAUAAAUGCCAUCGAUGCCAUUGAUCACCCAUAUUUCAGGGAACAGCCGCUGCCUAUGCGCGAAGAAGACAUCCCACAUUUCGCAGACUCGCACGAACUGGAUCGGCGGAAUGUCAGGGGUCAGAAGCAGGCACUCCCUCCAGCGCCCGCAGGCGGCACUGUAGGCGGAGGGCCGAAUGGAGAGUGGUCAGGAUCGGGCCAGCCACCACAAUCAUGGCAGAACGGCGAUCGAAGAUAUGGAGGACCCCAAGAUCGAGGACCACCAGGUGUUGAUCGUCAUCAAAGAGGGGGAUAUGACCGGCGCGCGCCUCCAUAUGAACACAGACCUCCCCCGCCACCACCUGGCGAACGACGACCCAACUGGGGUAAUGGCACUGACUCCCGACAUGGUAACCUCCCAGCACCACCUUCCGAUGGCCGGCAUCCACUACCACCGGUUCCUCGCUAUGGGCCUGAUGGUGAUCGCCGUAGAGGCGGUCAACCAGCUGGCGAUACUUACAUUCCAAGUUACGGCAAUGAUGGUCCGAGACGGUCACGGGAGCCCGACGGCCCUGGGCGGUCACGUGAACCUGAUGACAGGCCUCGACGAGGCUCGCGCGACUCGGGGAAUUCACGAGAUGGACAUGUAGACGAACGCCCAGAUCGCGGGAGAGCGUAUAGAGAUAGAGAUAGGGACCGGGAAAGACCCAACGAUUCCAGGAAUUUUGCCCGAGAUAGGAGAGACGGGAGGACGCGGUCGAGGAGUCCUGAGAGGCGAGACAGGAACCGCGACCGGGAUGGAGACAUUUACAGGAGGCGAUAAUGCUGCCAGCAUGGCAAUACCAUUUUGGGGGUUAGAGCUUUCAGAGUACUGUAGAGUUGGACUCCGCCUAGGCUAGGAUUCAAGCAAAUUGGCGUACAAGGGCAAGGUAGGGCAUGUACUCGGUAUCAGCGGCGUCAAGUAUAAGAACGGACACGGGAUACCUUGGGUAUGGCGUUCGGGUCAUUGUAGCAUAUUUCUGGCGUUGUAUAGCGGCACUGCUGCCACCAUUAUUGAAGCAUAUUCGUAACAAUCAACAACAAUCCGUAAUUGCCUGCA
This is a messenger RNA of Cucurbitaria berberidis CBS 394.84, 2253 nucleotides long. Its product is annotated as Pkinase-domain-containing protein. The record is from RefSeq and is a predicted model, not a curated record. Bases 232 to 1977 code for a protein of 581 amino acids. The transcript has a single exon. Gene Ontology annotation, molecular function: ATP binding; cyclin-dependent protein serine/threonine kinase activity. Gene Ontology annotation, cellular component: nucleus. Gene Ontology annotation, biological process: protein phosphorylation. Lineage: Eukaryota; Fungi; Ascomycota; Dothideomycetes; Pleosporales; Cucurbitariaceae.